AUGGCAACGGGCCAUGUUCCCCCUUCCUCUAAAGCCUUCCCCGACCAUAUAAGGAGAGCCAGCUGCUGGGGGCGUCCCCAGGGUCUAAAGAUAGCAGUCCCUGGCUCAGAGUCCAAGCGCCACUGGGUAGCGGGGAGCCGCCAUGGCAAGUCUUCCCUCUCCCACUCCUAUGAAGCCCCACCGCAACUCCUCUGCAGGCAGCAUGCCCGGACGCUGUGGUACGACAGGCCCAAGUACGUGUUCGUGGAGUUUUGUGUUGAGGACAGCACCGAUGUCCAUGUGCUCAUCGAAGACCACCGUAUUGUGUUCAGCUGCAAGAAUGCCGACGGAGUGGAGUUGUACAAUGAGAUUGAAUUCUAUGCUAAGGUGAACUCCAAGGACUCCCAGGAUAAGCGCUCUGGUCGCUCCAUUACUUGCUUUGUGAGGAAAUGGAAGGAGAAGGUGGCCUGGCCCCGACUCACCAAGGAGGAUAUCAGGCCAGUGUGGUUGUCCGUGGACUUUGAUAACUGGAGGGACUGGGAAGGGGAUGAAGAGGUGGAGCUGGCUCAGGUGGAGCAUUAUGCAGAGCUUUUGAAGAAGGUCAGCACCAAGAGACCUCCCCCUGGCAUGGAUGACCUGGAUGAUGAUUCUGAUAGUGCUGAUGCAACAAGUAAUUAACUUCUCUGCGGCAGAGCUGGGAAGGAAGCUUGGGGUGCCUUCCUUCUUUAAAAAAUUUGA
Molecule: messenger RNA, 717 nt
Organism: Enhydra lutris kenyoni (northern sea otter)
Lineage: Eukaryota; Metazoa; Chordata; Mammalia; Carnivora; Mustelidae
Product: prostaglandin E synthase 3 like
Exons: 8
Coding region: 1-657 (218 amino acids)
Biological process (GO): protein folding; chaperone-mediated protein complex assembly
Cellular component (GO): nucleus; cytosol
Molecular function (GO): protein-folding chaperone binding; Hsp90 protein binding
Source: RefSeq, a predicted model, not a curated record